Messenger RNA from Chinchilla lanigera (long-tailed chinchilla), 2808 nucleotides. It is a transcript of the gene Pcdha1, whose product is annotated as protocadherin alpha-1. NCBI's taxonomy places the organism in Eukaryota, Metazoa, Chordata, Mammalia, Rodentia, Chinchillidae. The transcript has 2 exons. Gene Ontology annotation, cellular component: plasma membrane. Gene Ontology annotation, biological process: homophilic cell-cell adhesion. The record is from RefSeq and is a predicted model, not a curated record. Gene Ontology annotation, molecular function: calcium ion binding. The coding region runs from base 73 to 2457 and encodes 794 amino acids.
UUGAAAAUAUGAUGUAAAUAAGUAUGAUUCUGAUGUGAAGGGAGAGCAGUAGAGAGGGGUGGUGUCUUUGCGAUGCUAUUUUCCAGGGAAGGCGGCCUGACAGCCUGGAGCUUGCUGCUCUGGCUGCUGUUCCUGGCAGCCUGGCAGGCUGGGAGCGGCCAGCUCCGCUACUCGGUCCCCGAGGAGGCCAAGCACGGCACCUUCGUGGGCCGCAUCGUGCAGGACCUGGGGCUGGAGCUGGCGGAGCUGGUGCCGCGCUUGUUUCGGGUGGCGUGCAAGGAGCGCACAGACCUCCUGGAGGUAAACCUGCAGAAUGGCAUUUUGUUUGUGAACGGUCGGAUCGACCGCGAGGAGCUGUGCGGGCGGAGCGCGGAGUGCAGCAUCCACCUGGAGGUGAUCGUGGACGGGCCGCUGCGGGUUUUCCACGUGGAGGUGGAGGUGGGGGAUAUUAAUGAUAAUCCCCCUGUCUUCCGAGGUAGAGUGCAGCGUGUCUUUUUUCCUGAAUCUAGGCUGCUUGAUUCACGUUUUCCUUUAGAGGGCGCUUUUGACGCUGAUAUCGGCGUCAAUGCUCUUCUCUCUUAUACGCUUAGUUCCAGUGAUUUUUUUUUUUUGGACGUACAGGGGAGUGAUGAACUGAGUCAAUCUUUUUUUCUUGUGUUGGGGAAAUCUUUGGAUAGAGAGGAAACAGCUGAAUUUCGUUUGUUGUUGGUCGCUGCUGAUGGGGGCAAACCUGGGCUGACUGGCACUGUUUGGCUGCUUAUUUCUGUGUUUGAUGUUAAUGACAAUGCCCCUGUUUUUGACCGGUCCGUUUACAGAGUACAUUUGUUUGAGACUGUGGCCAAUGGGACCUUAGUGAUUACAUUAAAUGCUUCUGAUGCUGAUGGAGGUUUAAAUGGUGAGGUUGUGUUUUCCUUUGGUAGUGAUGUUUCUUUCAAUAUUCUGGUGAAGUUCAAAAUUGAUUCUAGCUCAGGAGAAAUUAGACUUAUUGGUAAUUUGGAUUAUGAAGAAAUGAAAUCUUAUGAUAUUCAGGUCAUUGCAUUUGAUGAAGGAAGUCCUUCGAUGUCAGGUCACUGUAAAGUUUUGGUGAAGGUUGUGGAUGUAAAUGAUAAUGCUCCGGAAGUCUUGAUCACUUCUCUGUCUUUUCCUGUCCGAGAGGAUGCUCCUGUUGGUGCUGUUAUUGCCCUCAUCUCGGUGUCUGACCUUGACUCCGGUAUUAAUGGGCAGGUGACCUGUUCCUUGUCGCCUCAUGUCCCCUUCAAGCUGGUGUCUACUUUCAAGAAUUAUUAUUCUCUGGUGUUGGACAGCGCUUUGGAUCGUGAGAGUAUUUCUGCUUAUCAGGUGGUGGUGAUCGCGCGGGAUGGGGGCUCGCCUCCGCUGUGGGCCUCGGCCACCGUGUCCGUGGAGGUGGCCGACGUGAACGACAACGCUCCGGCGUUCGCGCAGCCCGAGUACACGGUGUUCGUGAAGGAGAACAACCCGCCGGGCUCCCACAUCUUCACGGUGUGCGCGCGCGACGCGGACGCGCAGGAGAACGCGCUGGUGUCCUACUCGCUGUCGCUGGUGGAGCGGCGCGUGGGCGAGCAUGCGCUGUUGAGCUAUGUGUCAGUGCACACAGAGAGCAGUAAGGUGUUCACGCUGCAAUCCCUGGAGCACGAGGAGCUGAAGCUACUGCAGUUCCAGGUGAGGGUGCGGGACUCUGGUGUUCCUGCCCUGGGGAGCAACGUGACUCUGCAGGUGUUUGUGCUGGAUGAGAAUGACAAUGUGCCCUUGCUACUGGGGAUUGGGCCAGGUAGAGCUGGGCACACUGUGAGUGAAUUGGUGUCUCGUUCAGUGUGUGCAGGCCACGUGGUUGCAAAGGUGCAUGCCGUGGACGUGGACUCUGGCUACAAUGCAUGGCUGUCCUAUGAGCUGCUGCCAAUUUUAGGUGGCACGCAUAGCCCAUUUUGGGUGGGGCUGUACACAGGUGAGAUCAGCACCACGUGUGCCUUGGUUGAGAAGGACACACCACGUCAGUCCCUGUUGGUGUUGGUGAAGGACCAUGGCGAGCCUACGUUGAUGGCCACUGCCACCCUGUUGGUGUCACUGGUGGAGAGACCAAAAGCCUCACUGUGGACUUUUGUGAGCAUGUCAGGCUCUGAGAAGGCGAUAGUGGAUGUGAAUGUGUACCUGAUCAUUGCCAUCUGCACGGUGUUCAGCUUGGUGCUCACGCUGCUGCUGUACACAGCACUACACUGCUCUGUGCUGCCUGGUGACAGCAUGUGUGGACCUGGGAAACCCACGCUGGUGUGCUUGAGAGCUGUGGGUAGCUGGUCAUACUCGCAGCAGAGGGGGCAGAGGGUGUGCUCCUGGGAGGGCCUGCCCAAGAAGGACCUCAUUGCCUUCAGCCCAUGUUUCCCUGAUUCUAGGAAUAGAGAGGAGCAAUUGCAGACAACUGAGGAUUCCUUUGUUAGUGUAUAAUAUCUUUUUGUUAAAUCUGAAGUUGCAUGUUCUUUUUGCUAUUAUCUUCUUUAUAAUUUUACUUCUGAGAAUCAAUAUCUUCAGCAUUUUCUUUGCUUCUGUUCAUGUGUUCAUCUGCCUUUGAAAUGUCUUGAGGAAGGCCCCCCGCGGAGCAUGCUUUCAGUCCUAGUUAUUUUAUAGGCAGAGUUGAAGGAUUUCAGAAUCAGUAGAGCUCAGGGACUGAAGACCAAACCUCAGCAAUGGGGGAAGAGAGUAUAUCAAGACAAUGCAUAUUGGCUAUUUUUGGUUUUGCUUUCUUUUUUUGAGACAGGGCCACACUAUGUAGUUCAGGGUGCCCUUGAACUCUGUAUG